UGAGGGGUGACGGAGCAGAGCGCGGGUGUCCGAAUCUCGAUGAGCGUCGCCCGACUCCUGCCGCUGGCUCUGGUGCCCUUCUACUCGGCCUUCCUCUUCAAGGCGACGCUGCGAGGGCCGCCACUCGUCAAGUUUACGUUUGCGGACGUGUACGACUACAUUGUGGUGGGCGGCGGCUCGGCCGGAGCGGUGGUGGCCAGCCGGCUGUCCGAAGACCCCGGCGUGAGCGUGCUGCUACUCGAGGCCGGAGGCCUUCCCAACUUCUUCUUGGACGUGCCGCUGCUGGCCGCCGAGAUCCAGCAGACCAAGUUCGACUGGGCCUACCGGACUGUGCCGCAGGAGGUCUCUUGCUUCGGACUCAAGAACAGGCAAAGCCUGUGGCCUCGCGGCAAGGUGCUCGGAGGCUCGAGCGUGCUCAACUACAUGCUGUACGUGCGGGGCAACCGGAGAGACUACGACCGCUGGGAACGAGAGCUGGGCUGCCUCGGUUGGGGAUGGGACUCCGUGCUGCCCUACUUCCUCAAGUCCGAGGACAACAGGGAUCCAGAGAUUGCCUUCAACGGCUACCACGGCAGGGGAGGCUACCUGACGGUUUCCACGGCUCCGUACACGUCUCCCCUGGCCCACGCCUUCGUAGCCUCUGGGAUGGCGCUCGGCUACCCCAACCUCGACCCGAACGGGCCCGUCCAGACAGGGUUCGCCAUACCCCAAGGCACGGUGAGGCGUGGCGGUCGUUGCAGCACAGCCAAAGCCUUCUUGGAACCCUGCAGGGGAAGACAGAACCUGCACAUCCUGGUGCGAGCACGCGUCACAAAGAUCCUGUUCAGCGAAAUGAAGAGAGCAUCCACGGUCCUCUUCAGGCACAGGCGGCUGCAGCGAUCCGUCAGAGCUCGGCGAGAAAUCAUUCUCUCGGCGGGCUCUGUCAGCAGUCCCCAAUUACUCAUGUUGUCGGGAAUUGGUCCACGUCGGCACCUGGAAUCUCUAGGUAUUCGUGUGAUUUCGGACUUGCCCGUCGGGGAGAACCUACAGGAUCACAUCGGGGGAGCAGGAAUCAGUUUCAGCAUCAACGACUCUGUGUCGGUGGUCAGAAAGCGCUUCAAUCCCAAAACAGCUUUCGAUUAUUUCCUCAAGGGCCAAGGUCCCCUGACCGUCCUCGGCGGCGUGGAAGGAAUCGGCUUCCUCCGGACCAAGUACAACGCCGAGUCGGACGACUGGCCGGACGCCGAGAUACACUUCGUGUCGAGCAGUCCGGCCGCCGACGGGGGUCACACGAUCCGCCGAGUCAUGGGCAUGACUGACGAGCUGUUCAACCGCGUCUACAAGCCUUACCUGAACAUGGACUCGUUUACCAUGUAUCCCGUCCUGCUAAGACCCAAGUCGAGGGGCUGGAUCAAGCUGAGGUCUGCCGAUCCUAACGACCAUCCUCUUAUCGACCCGAGGUACCUCACAGAACUACAAGACGUCCUCGUGCUCGUUGAAGCCAUGAAGCAGCUGAUCGCCCUGGGCCUGUCGGAGCCGUUCCGCAAGUUCGACGCCCAGAUCUUCACGACGGACUUCCCGGGCUGCGAGGCGUACGCGCCGUACUCGGACGAGCACCUGGCCUGCCUGGCGCGCACCUACACGGCCACCAUCUACCACCCGAGCGGCACCUGCAGGAUGGGCGACGCCCGGGACCCCACCACGGUCGUCGACCCGGAACUCAGGGUGCUGGGUGUGAGCGGGCUGAGGGUGGUGGACGCUUCGGUGUUUCCCGACAUCCCGUCUGGCAACACUAACGCGCCCGUCAUCAUGGUGGCCGAGAAGGCCUCCGACAUGAUUCGGAAGUCGCGCGCUUUCGCCUGGAGACCGGCGAGCCUGUUCGGGCCACACGACUGGCUUUGGGACAGAUGACGGCGGUGCGUCAGUAUAGCUGCUCGUCAACCAAGUGCCAUGAGGAACGCUGUCAGUGCCGACGCCGCUUGUUCAUGCUGCUUUGUCGCCAUCUUGUGUGUGUGUCGGACGAUGCGGUCAGUUUUAAAGGGUGCAUCAUUGAAUUUUAAUACAUUUCCCGUAUAAUUGUUCAAUCCA
Molecule: messenger RNA, 2067 nt
Organism: Ixodes scapularis (black-legged tick)
Lineage: Eukaryota; Metazoa; Arthropoda; Arachnida; Ixodida; Ixodidae
Product: glucose dehydrogenase [FAD, quinone]-like
Exons: 11
Coding region: 40-1890 (616 amino acids)
Molecular function (GO): flavin adenine dinucleotide binding; oxidoreductase activity, acting on CH-OH group of donors
Source: RefSeq, a predicted model, not a curated record